GAAGACGAAGACGAAGACUCUCUCUCUCUCUCUCUCUCUCUCUCUCUCUCUCGCUUUCUGUCAGACGAGAGGAGGACACACCCAAGAGAGGGGGUGCCGUUGUCCGAACAAGAAGAUUAUCGAAGAGAAGUCGCAAGGCUGUCUGGGACUGUUGCGGGGUCGACGAUCGACAUGGGUCGUCAUAAGUUGUUUGCUACGUUCAAUACAGCCAUUGGGAUGAGACUGAAGUAUGGGAACGGGAUUCACCAAUCUAGUCUCGUCGCUGAAAGGUUUCUGGUCCGUCAUUUGUGUCAACUUCGAAGUGGGUGCGUAAUGGGUGCCCCGCAACUGCACCGGGAUGUCUCUGGUGAAUGUCCAAAAUCUCUCGACUUGACUAGAGAUGUGCCGGGAGGAUUCACCGUGACUCGCGGGUUAGGAGCUAGUUCUCUCUUUUUGGGACGGAACAUCAGUACCUCAUCUCGCCAGGUUAGAGGAACUCCUUCGGAUGAAUCUCAAGUGGGUAGAGAUUUCUUUGUACAGCAAUGGGUAGCUGAUAAGAAAAAAAUGAAGAACCUUAAAGACAAAGGCAGAGCAAGAUUGGUGAAGUGUGAGAGUUAUGGUCAAGUAGCUGAUCGACAUGCAUCUGAGAGGUUAUCGGGCGAUAAAGAAUCAGGCUCUGGUGGAACGGUUCUGAAGCAACCACCUACCAGCCAAUCUGUUACUGGCUAUCUAAAGCCCGCAUCGCCAGAGGAGGCCUAUGUUGCACCUCUUCUUGCCAGGUCCAAUUUGCUGAUUACAAGGGAUAUAGAGUGGGCCAACCUCGUAUUCGGCUUUGAGCAGGAGAAUCGAUAUGCAAUUGUGGAUGUUUGUUACCCUCAGUCGCCUGUAGGUUUUAUACGUGAACAGAGCAACUUCCUUGCCAGACAGUUGCUUCGCCUAAGGCGCCCAUUUGUUGCAUACAUAACCGAUGCCAUGGGGAGCGAGCUCUUCAGGGUCCGCCGGCCUUUCUGGUGGAUUACCAGCUCCAUUUAUGCAGAGGUUAACGGUAAGGAAGUUGGCGUAGUUCACAGACGAUGGCAUCUAUGGAAGAGGGUGUAUGAUUUGUAUCUAGGGAACCAGCAAUUUGCAGUGGUGGAAAAUCCUGGCUUUUGGAAUUGGACAUUUACUUUGAAGGACAUAGAUGGCAAAGUAUUGGCUCAAAUAGAUCGUGAUUGGAGGGGUUUUGGUUUCGAGAUCUUUACCGAUGCUGGUCAGUAUGUCAUCCGCUUUGGAAGUUCUGAUCCUAUCUCCAAGACUGGCCCAGCUAGUGUGGUAGAUGAGUUGGAAGUUGCUCGGCCUUUGACCCUUUCAGAAAGAGCCGUGGCGGUUGCUCUUGCUAUUUCACUGGAUAAUGACUAUUUCUCUAGGCAUGGUGGAUGGGCGAUUCCUUUUGUUGCUGUUGGCGAGUAAAAGAGUGUCCGCACUGAAGCUCACAUUACUUUAAUUUUUCUGCAUAUGGAGUACUUGGGGUGACGAUUCAACUUGUAAGCUCUAGGAGUGUAUAUGCAAUGCAUAUGCGCAGUCUAUGGGCAACCUAAGAGAAAACAAAGAAUGAGUCUUAUGAUUGAUCUGAAACAGAUCCUAUCAUAUUCAAGAACAGUUAAAAGGAGGUUCAUGCAACUAAAAGUGAAGCCACUGGAGAAAAUGUGCAAAGAGGUAUAGGGAUAGAGAUGGAUGGGAGCAGCGAGCAAGCUCUCGAACUUUAAAUUGUGGGCAGCAAACGUGACUAUUACUGUUUUGAUACUGAUGCGAGCUCGUAAAGUAAAAUUAAGAAGCUCCAUAGUCUAGGUCCAUGUCAUCUUGCAAGCAGAUUGUGUUCAUAAUAGAUUUUACGAGACAUUUUCUGAAGCGUGUUCUUAGUUUGGUCUUUGAAUUCCAAAUGUAUGUACAACUUAAACGCAGACAGGUAACCCUGAGACAUCACUUUCGCA
Molecule: messenger RNA, 1949 nt
Organism: Syzygium oleosum
Lineage: Eukaryota; Viridiplantae; Streptophyta; Magnoliopsida; Myrtales; Myrtaceae
Product: altered inheritance rate of mitochondria protein 25
Exons: 12
Coding region: 172-1428 (418 amino acids)
Biological process (GO): plasma membrane phospholipid scrambling
Cellular component (GO): plasma membrane
Molecular function (GO): phospholipid scramblase activity
Source: RefSeq, a predicted model, not a curated record